Molecule: messenger RNA, 2191 nt
Organism: Condylura cristata (star-nosed mole)
Lineage: Eukaryota; Metazoa; Chordata; Mammalia; Eulipotyphla; Talpidae
Gene: SPATA7
Product: spermatogenesis associated 7
Exons: 12
Coding region: 487-2076 (529 amino acids)
Biological process (GO): protein localization to photoreceptor connecting cilium; microtubule cytoskeleton organization; protein localization to photoreceptor outer segment
Cellular component (GO): axoneme; photoreceptor distal connecting cilium; rod photoreceptor outer segment
Source: RefSeq, a predicted model, not a curated record
GUGCGCCGCUGCCACCGCCCCCAGCCGGCUGCCCCUUGCCAAUCCUCUGCUGCAGGGGGCUGGUCAGGCCCGGGAAGGACCCGAGGGGUACCCAGCGUGUCCCCGCGCGGCUGAGGGAGGAUCGAAGUAUGGAUGGCAGCCGGAGAGCUCAAGCUCUUGGCAGGUGCCAUCAAGGUGGACUCAUCUCUCGUCAGCUCCCACUCAGAGGAUGUGGUAUCUCACCAGGAGACACAGGCCAACAGCGUUUCUCACUCCUUUAAUUCACACUGUAGACGCUAAACGCCUGGUGAUCACAGCUGAGAGGUCGGGCUCUCUUCCUGCACACAGCCUCAUCGGGCACAGGCUACCCCAGUUAGAGCAACCUCUGUCCUUCCCAGAUAUGGUCCACCAUGCCUAUUUAAAGGACACUUGAGCACCAAAAGUAACGCUUUUUGCACUGACUCCUCCUCUCUCAGACUAAGUACUCUCCACCUGGUCAAGAAUCACAUGGCUAUUCACUAUAAUAAAAUCCUUUCAGCCAAAGCUGCAGUAGAUUGCUCCAUCCCGUUAAGCAUGAGUGCCAGCAUCAAAUAUGCAGACCAACAACGAAGAGAAAAACUGAAAAAGGAACUAGCACGAUGUGAAAGGGAGUUGAAAUUAACUAAAGUUGCAGUGCAAACCAACUCUAAAAAUAAUCCCAGGUCAUUAUUUAACACUUUCCAAAAGCCUUCAGGGGAGCCACAAGAGGAAGAUGUGUUCAUUGAAGAAGUGAAUGGCUUGUCCUUUACAAGGUCACCAGUUACGUCUUCAGAGAGAUUACAUAUAAGUCUACCAACACCUGAUAAAGGGUUCACAAACGAUACUGAAAAGAACUCCAGCUCCUUCCUGUCCAGCAUGGAUUGCACCGUCUCUGGGCCCAGGAAACCAUGCUCUGGACCCACGUGCGGCAGAGCAACCCGGAGCACACUCCCAAAUGCCCACCGGUUUCAGUUAGUUAUUUCGAAAACACCCAGCGGGGACCUUUUGGAUAAACAUUCCGAACUCUUUUCUAACGGACACUUGCCAUUUACCCCACGCACUUUAAAAACAGAAGCCAAGUCUUUCCUGUCACAGUACCGAUACUAUACACCGGCCAAAAGAAAAAAGGACUUUACAGACCAGCGAGUAGAAGCCGAGACCCAGACAGAGCUAAGCAGCUUUAAAUCUGAUUUUGAUACAGUUGAGAUUAAGAACUUCACAGAUUCGGGAGUGAACAUAAAUCAGGUGUCUGGUUGUACGAACUAUGACAAAGCAAGAAUGACCCCUUCACCUUUACAGGGGCAUGACUUACCGUGGGGUGAGGGCAAAGACACCGUACCUGAUCUUCAGUGCUCCUCAUCAAGUGAUGAAGAAUUAUUGUAUCUGAGUUUCAUUGAGGAUAUAACAGAUGAAAUUUUGAAGCUUGGAUUAUUUUCAAACAGGUUUUUAGAACAACUGUUUGAGCGACAUAUAAAAAGAAAUAAACAUCAUUUGAAAGAGGGGAAGAUGCGCCGCCUGCUGCAUACCCUGAAAUUGAACUUAGGCUGCAUAUCCCAGGAGAGCGCGGGGAGACGAGAUGAUGUCGACAUGUUCGAUGUACUAGAUUUUGAAAAUGCUGGGAAUUCUGAGCCAAAUAAAUGUAAGAAUGAACAAAAUGCAAUUGAACUAGAACGCCAGGAAUACCAAAGGGCUUUGGAUAUGUUACUGUCUAUACCAAAGGAGGAGGACGAGAUGUUUUCACCAAAUGAAUUCUACAUGCCCAUCUAUAAAUCAAAGUUUUCAGAUGAGGUUGUAAUUCAACAGGUGAAUGAUGAAACAAAUCAUGGACCUGCCGUUUGGGAUGAAAAUAAUCCAGGUGGCUCAGACACCUUAGCUGAACAGGAAACCUACGUGAAUGUCAUUGAAGGGGACAGUGACACAGAAAAGGUGGAGACAUCCAGCGAGUUGUGUUGUCUGAGCACAGGUCUCGGGCAGCCUGAUCGGCUGUACACUGUCGGCGGCAACAGCACUCAUGACAUGGAACAACCAUCUCUUAAAAUCACAGAAAUGGGCAUUGAGGACUCCCCUUUGGAUGUUUGACCUUCAUUAAUAAAUAUCCCAGAUGGCCAGUAAUUCCUUUUUAUUUUUCCUCCUUUUUUCUUUUAGAUAUUAAGAUUUAUGUUCUCAUUUUCUGUGCUGUAUAAUAAAUUACCAU